AUAUUGGGGACUAUAUACAAUUCAUUUCUUGAAAUAGUCAUAUUUGAGAGAGGAUAAUGUGAUGAGUAAUAUUGGCCAAUGGAAUGGACUGAAGACCACCAUCAAUAAGGGUGAUGGUGGUCUUCUUCAUCUUCACUUACCCUUAAACCCCAGCCCUUCUCUUCUUCUUUUCUUUACUCAAAAACCCAUUUCUUUAAACCCUUUAAAUCCACUCUCUUCUCAUUUUCAGAAGCAGCAGCCCCUUCAUAUCUGCUGCAGCAGGUCUUCUAGUAAGUGGGACUCAAAUGCUGAGUCUAUCAAGAACCAGAAUUUUAGUAAUCUUGAAGAUGAGGAAGAGGAGCUUGAUGAGGAUGGAUACUUGGAACAAGGAGCUCAAUUUUUUGCUGAGUAUAUUGAAAGUAUUUGGAUUUUUAAGGUUUUCUGCUCCUACGGUUUUGUGUUUCUACCAAUUCUAUUAGUAUUGAUUUCUACUGGAGGAGCUAAAGCUUUUGUUAUGGCAUUCGCCCUUCCCAUUGGACAAUCCACACUUUUUUUUGCAAUCCAAAAGAUACUGGACGUGAUACAAAACAAACCAACGCGCAAGAGUACAACUAAGAAGAGACAGCGUGCUGCUCCCACCUCAAGCAAGACAAACUUUUGGAGAAGAGGAGGAAGCUCCAAGACACGAAAGAGAAAGACGGGCUAUCAAUCAUGGGUGUCCAACAAGGACGUUUCAGCUAGUAAGGGUGACCGAGAGGUAUCUAGAUAUGGAGGGUGGGAUGAACUUGAUCAAGAAAUGCAAUCUAGCAAAAGUUCAUUUGAAAGUUCAGAUAAAUCAUCAGCUGAAACAUCAAAAAUACCUGUGGAAAAGGGUAAGUUAAGUAGACCAGAAGCGACUAGUGAUACGCCCCUUUUGUUAAGAUUAUUGAUUUCCAUGUUCCCAUUCUUGGCUUCAUGGACUAAGUUGCUAUAAUAGACAGCUUUUGUUGUCAAUUUGAGUUACUGUGCUGAGUCCGAGCUAGAUUUUUGAGUCUAUGAGUUCUGGAUGUAGAACCCAUAGCCUAUUGGAUUCUCGAUAAACUAUAUAUGUAUACAUAUUAAGUGGAUUUUUAAGCACAAAUACAGAGUUCGAGACUAGAUUUUUGAA
This is a messenger RNA of Solanum tuberosum (potato), 1126 nucleotides long. RefSeq lists its product as uncharacterized. The record is from RefSeq and is a predicted model, not a curated record. NCBI's taxonomy places the organism in Eukaryota, Viridiplantae, Streptophyta, Magnoliopsida, Solanales, Solanaceae. The transcript is spliced from 2 exons. Bases 62 to 952 code for a protein of 296 amino acids.